Molecule: messenger RNA, 696 nt
Organism: Angiostrongylus costaricensis
Lineage: Eukaryota; Metazoa; Nematoda; Chromadorea; Rhabditida; Metastrongylidae
Source: the annotation of a GenBank genome assembly
AUGGGAGACGAGACUGCUAAUCGUCCCGACAUGGUGGAAGCUGCUAGGAAAUUUAUGCUUACGCCCAAGGUUCGUGAUACAUCAUAUGAAGAGCAGAGGGUUUUUCUUCUUUCAAAAGGUGUAACGGAAUCUGAAAUCGCUGAAGCUAGAUCAUGUUAUGAGGGACAAAUGAAUGCUCAAAGUAGUUUAAGUAGAUUCAUGUCUAUCAUCCAAACGGCCUCCAUCUUUGGUUGUGUUUCAUAUGCAGGCUAUCGUUUUUUACGCUCAUUUAUUUUGCCUCGUUUCUUUGACAUCGCCGAUCCAGCUACUGAGGAAGUACGACAGUUACAGAUGCAAGUGAACGAACUACAAAACUCCAUCAAGUUUGUACUGGAUAGCAUAUCACAAAGUACAUCUGUGCUUUUAAGUCAACAACAAGAGGUCAACCGUGCGUUGUUGACCGUUGGACAACGGGACACAGAUAUCAGCAGGGUCGAGGAUGGUAUUUCCACUAUUAAGAGCUUGCUGUUAAGUCAUAACAAUUUCGCUCCUAUACUCGCGCCAAGCGCUAAAACUGCCGAACUUCCUUGUUGGCAGCAGGUUGAAUCGUCUUCAGCGUUGACUGCCAGUUCUGGUUAUUCGACGCCACCAGCUAAUGGUGUGGAAGCCAUUGAAGAGCUCUGUGGUGAUAAAAAGGUUGCGGAAGUUCACAAUUGA